AUGAGAGUGAACGCAGCUAAUUACGAGGAAGGUGGCAGCACCAUCUGCGCAUUCAUCGUGUCGACGUACGCAGACGGAGCGCCGCCGCGGGAUGCACAGUGGUUCUGCAAGGGGCGCCUCUCGCGACUCCGCUACUGCGUGUUCGGUCUCGGCGACUCGCUCUACGCAGACGACUACAACCGCGUCGCGCGCGACGUAGACGAGUGGCUCCACCUGCUGUCGGCGGAGCGUCUGCUCGCAGUCGGCCUCGGCGACGCCCACGUGCCGGCGAGCGAGCACGGCGGGACGACGCGCGACUUCGCAGCCGCCACCUACAGCGACUGCCCGCCGUCCGUCUUCCCGUGCUCGUGCUCGCUGGGAGAGGGCGACUACGCCGCGUGUCCGUACGUGCGCUGCGUCGGAAACUCGGACACGUCGCUCGCGGACGCUCUCUUGUUGAUCGACCGGCCCGUCUAUUCGCUCGUCGUCGACGGCUUCACCUCCGCGCGGUUCCGCGACGCGACCUUCGCGAACGUCAGCGCCGAACAGCUGUUCGUCGAGAAUAGCACGGCACUUAGCGAACUCACGGCGGCUGCGUUCGCCGGCGCGGGCCGCGUCGAGGACCUCUGGCUUCGCUUCAACACGGCGCUGACGACGGUCGACGCGUCGGCGCUCACGCAGCUGCGCCGCUUCAUCCUGUACGACGCCGCCGUCGCCGCGCUGCCGCCCGGGUCCCUCCCCUCCGACCUCCGCCACCUCAAGGUCGAGCACUGUCGGAACUUCCGAGUCGUGGCGGCGGGGGCGGCGUCAUCGCUGCGCGCGCUCGAGGCCGUCACGAUGCGCUGGAACAACGUGAGCAUCGUCGACGCCGACGCGUUCACCAAGGACAACGCCGCGCUGAGAACCAUCGACCUGUCGGAGAACGCCGUCACAGCGAUCACGGCAGGAACGUUCGCGAACCUCCCGGGGCUGGAAAUGGUCAUCCUGACGAACAACGCGGUGACGGCGGUCGCGGCGGGGGCGUUCGACGGGAGCGAGAGGCUGAGCAGGAUCCUGCUGAACGGAAACCAGAUGUCGAUGGUCGGCGCCGGCGUGUUCUCCACGCUCCCUGCACUCAGCGCCCUCUUCCUGCAGACGAACGCGAUCACGACCCUGCAGCGCGGCGCAUUCUCCGCCAACAACAUCGCGCUCGAGACGAUCGUGCUCUCCUAUAACUUCGUCGAGCGUGUUCCGGCCGGGGUGUUCGACGAACUCCCCGCGCUCGCGCUGCUCAUGAUCAACCACAACGAACUUCGGGAGAUCGACCCGGCGGCUUUUUCCGUCGCGAACGUCGCGCUCGUGACCCUCUACCUCCACGCGAACAAGAUCAGGUACGUUGCCGAGGCGACGUUUGCGCCGCUGCCUUCGCUCGCCACGCUAUUUCUGCACCAGAACUUCGUCGCCGAUGUGGCGCCGGGGGCGUUCUCGCAAGCGAACGCGCGCCUCGCGGACGUAUCGCUGUCGUUCAACCGUCUCACGCGCGUCGAGGCGGCGACCUUCGCCGACCUUCCCGCGCUGCGCUCGCUCAAACUCGGCAACAACCUGAUAGAGGGCGUUGCCGCGGGAGCGUUCUCCGCCGCUAAAGACUCGCUCGUCGAGUUAGAGCUGAACAUGAAUCGUCUCGAGGAGCUGGAGGUCGGCGUGGUGUCAAUGGUCGCGACCCUGCGCCGGCUCCACCUACAGGACAACAAGCUGACUACGCUGGCGGCGGAGGCCGUGCCGGCUGGAAUCAGCAUCAACCUGAAGGGUGGGUGA
Priapulus caudatus is the source of this 1773-nucleotide messenger RNA. RefSeq names its product leucine-rich repeat-containing protein 15-like. The transcript has 4 exons. Bases 1 to 1773 code for a protein of 590 amino acids. The record is from RefSeq and is a predicted model, not a curated record. Gene Ontology annotation, molecular function: FMN binding; protein binding. NCBI's taxonomy places the organism in Eukaryota, Metazoa, Priapulida, Priapulimorpha, Priapulimorphida, Priapulidae.